Molecule: messenger RNA, 2236 nt
Organism: Choloepus didactylus (southern two-toed sloth)
Lineage: Eukaryota; Metazoa; Chordata; Mammalia; Pilosa; Megalonychidae
Gene: SEPTIN5
Product: septin 5
Exons: 11
Coding region: 631-1845 (404 amino acids)
Biological process (GO): regulation of exocytosis; cytoskeleton-dependent cytokinesis
Cellular component (GO): microtubule cytoskeleton; cell division site; septin ring
Molecular function (GO): molecular adaptor activity; GTPase activity; GTP binding
Source: RefSeq, a predicted model, not a curated record
CGCGUGGCUCCCGGGAGCUCCUCCCGCGCCCUCUGGCGGGAGGAAGCCGCAGUUCCGGGGGCGCACACGCGGCAGCCACAGACUCCCCCCCACAACCCCCCACCCCCUACCUGGGCCGCCCGCGGCCUCCCUCACCCCCCACCCACCCGGGGUGCGGACCCCAGCACGGAGGCCGCGGGCCCAGCGACCCCGCCGCGCGCGCCCCGCCCCGCGCCCUGCUCGGCCCUGCCCCCCGCGGCCGUUCCCGGGUGGCUCCGCCCGCGGCCCAAUUUCCAGGCGACUGUUUCCUGGCGACGGCGCGGGGCGGGGGCCCGCCUGCCCCUCACCUCCCCCAACACACACACACCGCGUCGCCCUCCAAGCCCCGCCUCUGGCUCGGGUGCGGGAGCUGGAGCCCGGGCGGGUCUGAGGCCGGGGGCGCAGCGCAGGCUCCGCCGGGUCCGCAGAGGCAGGGCCCGGCGCGCACGGUUGCCAGGGUCGGCGGCAGCCGGGGCACAGGCGACGUUCCCGCUCCGGGCCUCAGUUCCCGCGUCCGUAAAACGGGGUUGGGAACGGGGUUCGGGGCAGGAGCGCGCGUUACUCCCCGGCCUGGAGUGCGGACACAGGCGGCAGGGCCUAGGGGUCGCCGCGAUGGACUCGCUGGCCGCGCCCCAGGACCGCCUGGUGGAGCAGCUGCUGUCGCCGCGGACCCAGGCCCAGAGGCGGCUCAAGCUUGAGUCAGGUAGGGGACAGACGUGGGGCCACCCCAAGGAGCCCCAGAGAACCCUCACCCGCGCGCCCCUCCCCCAGGACGUUGACAAGCAGUACGUCGGCUUCGCCACCCUCCCCAACCAGGUGCACCGCAAGUCGGUGAAAAAGGGCUUCGACUUCACGCUCAUGGUGGCUGGUGAGUCUGGCCUGGGCAAGUCCACGCUGGUGCACAGCCUCUUUCUGACCGACCUGUACAAGGACCGCAAGCUGUUGAGUGCUGAGGAGCGCAUCAGCCAGACGGUGGAGAUCCUGAAGCACACGGUGGACAUCGAGGAGAAAGGAGUCAAGCUGAAGCUCACCAUCGUGGACACCCCGGGCUUCGGGGAUGCCGUCAACAACUCUGAGUGCUGGAAGCCCAUCACCGACUACGUGGAUCAGCAGUUUGAGCAGUACUUCCGCGACGAGAGCGGCCUCAACCGUAAGAAUAUCCAGGACAACCGCGUGCACUGCUGCCUGUACUUCAUCUCCCCCUUCGGGCACGGGCUGCGCCCGGUGGACGUGGGCUUCAUGAAGGCUUUGCACGAGAAGGUGAACAUCGUGCCGCUCAUCGCCAAGGCCGACUGUCUGGUCCCCAGCGAGAUCCGGAAACUGAAGGAGCGGAUCCGGGAGGAGAUCGACAAGUUCGGCAUCCGCGUGUACCAGUUCCCCGAGUGUGACUCGGAUGAGGACGAGGACUUCAAGCAGCAGGACCGGGAACUGAAGGAGAGCGCGCCCUUCGCCGUCAUCGGCAGCAACACAGUGGUGGAGGCCAAAGGCCAGAGGGUCCGGGGCCGACUCUACCCCUGGGGGAUCGUGGAGGUGGAGAACCAGGUGCACUGCGACUUCGUGAAGCUCCGCAACAUGCUCAUCCGCACGCACAUGCACGACCUCAAGGACGUGACGUGCGACGUGCACUACGAGAACUACCGCGCGCACUGCAUCCAGCAGAUGACCAGCAAACUGACCCAGGAUAGCCGCUUGGACAGCCCCAUCCCCAUCUUGCCGCUGCCCACCCCCGACGCCGAGACGGAGAAACUGAUCCGGAUGAAGGACGAGGAGCUGCGGCGCAUGCAGGAGAUGCUGCAGAAGAUGAAGCAGCAAAUGCAGGACCAGUGACCCCGCCCCGCCCCCCGGACCCCGGAGACUCCGCGCGGGUCUCGAACUGGCCCGGACCUGAACCCGAUCCCAGGGGGGCCUGGACCCGGAGCCGCGGGCCGCCACCCUCCGCCGAUCCUAAUUUAUUCUCAGCGUCCAUCCUUCCGCCCCCAUCGUGUGCAUUUGGUUCCCGGGGGCCUGGACAGUAGCCCCUGCCUCCCCCCACCCAGCCUGCCCCCUUUGGCCUUGGGAGCAGGAGCUGAGUCGGCUGUGACUUCUGAGAUCCCCCCUUCCCCCCCAGAAGGUGACAGCACCCAGACUGCGGGCUGUGCUUAGGCAGAAGGGGGAGCGGAUCCCCAGGGCCCUGGGCCUACUUCCUACCCCAGUGCCGCAGAGCGGACUUGGGAGCCCU